Messenger RNA from Penicillium daleae, 771 nucleotides. Its product is annotated as GTP cyclohydrolase I. The record is from RefSeq and is a predicted model, not a curated record. Gene Ontology annotation, biological process: tetrahydrobiopterin biosynthetic process; tetrahydrofolate biosynthetic process. Gene Ontology annotation, molecular function: GTP cyclohydrolase I activity; GTP binding; zinc ion binding. The transcript is spliced from 2 exons. The annotation marks the transcript as partial. Lineage: Eukaryota; Fungi; Ascomycota; Eurotiomycetes; Eurotiales; Aspergillaceae. Gene Ontology annotation, cellular component: cytoplasm.
AGAAGUAGACAAUUGACCAUACAGUCGACUGUCAGUCCUCCCGCUCCUGCUGAUGGCCCAAACCCACCAGUCGACCCUAAUGAUCUGAGCUGGCCUGGUAAGCUAUUUCAAACUGAACCUUUGUGGACCGGUUGGACUUAUAUUUUCCAAAUUAUAAAUCUAGGCCCAAGCGAAAAAAGGCCUCUGGGGUCGAUAGGUGACGAAAAUGAAGAGCGAAUUCAGAAGCUUGCGGAAGCCGUGCGGAUAAUAUUGAAGUGCGUUGGUGAAAACCCGGAGCGAGAGGGUCUACUCCAGACUCCAGAGCGAUAUGCCAAGGCCAUGCUCUAUUUCACCAAGGGUUAUGAGGAGAGAGUUGAGGAUCUGGUUAAUGGGGCUAUUUUCCAUGAGAACCAUGACGAAAUGGUCGUUGUGAAAGAUAUCGAUAUCUCUUCUCUCUGCGAACACCACAUGGUUCCAUUCACUGGAAAGAUGCACAUCGGUUACAUUCCAGAUCGCCGUGUCCUUGGUCUCUCCAAACUAGCCCGACUGGCAGAGAUGUUCGCUCGCAGACUCCAAGUUCAAGAGCGUUUGACUAAAGAAGUUGCUAUUGCCAUUUCAGAUGUCCUUAAACCCUAUGGUGUCGGCGUCGUGAUGAGCUCCUCCCACUUUUGCAUGGUUAUGCGCGGCAUACAGAAGGUUGGAAGCACUACCACCACUAGCUGCAUGCUGGGAUGCAUGCGCUCAAACGCGCAGACUAGGGAGGAGUUUCUGACACUUCUAGCCCGAAUUUGA